Messenger RNA from Salvelinus sp. IW2-2015, 2003 nucleotides. It is a transcript of the gene stx12l, whose product is annotated as syntaxin 12, like. Gene Ontology annotation, molecular function: SNARE binding; SNAP receptor activity. Lineage: Eukaryota; Metazoa; Chordata; Actinopteri; Salmoniformes; Salmonidae. Gene Ontology annotation, biological process: intracellular protein transport; vesicle fusion; vesicle-mediated transport. Gene Ontology annotation, cellular component: endomembrane system; synaptic vesicle membrane; SNARE complex. The record is from RefSeq and is a predicted model, not a curated record.
AUGUAAGUAGAAAACAGAUUUAUCUUGAUUGUCUACACUGGUUAAACCACCCAGAAAGUAGGCUACAUUGCGACUGCCAGUGCCUAUAACUGUAAGUGAUUCAACUGGAUAGGUAGGCUACGUUGUAUCUACAGCGUUCAACACAUAACAUGGAACUGGUUACAAUUGUUUCUGUGUAGCUGUAGCUGUUUUCUUAAUUAAGUUGAAUUGCUUGUCUUCUGCCUUUCGAUUUUAAUUAGCCUAGUGGCCUAUAGGCUAUACAACCCAUUGAAACCAAUAGCCUAUAUGAGCAUGUCAGACUGACUGAGGGCUCUCCAUAAAAAAAUGUUUAAUGUAAUGCAGGCUUGUCGCUGUCACUUUAGAGAUUUUAGCUGAUAUUUCAGAUGUUAUGGUUGAAUAAUAGUGUUAGACCGAGGCUAUUCUUAAAUAGUCAUUCAUGUUCAAUUGGGCUAUACUAUAGCCUACAAUCAUGAAAUGAGCAGGUCACAGAAUUGUCUAAUUAAUAAUCAGUUAAAAUUAUAACGUGACCUCAUAUCUUGGUCAUGGUUGACCCGCUAAAUAACGUUUCUGGGAUAUUUUUUUGCAACAGUAAACUACUGUUAUUUGGGCCAUUAUAAUGAAGUAGCGCGCCAAGUAGACGGAUAUUUUUGUUAUGUGCACAUGGAUAGCCAGCCUACAGUCGGCCCGGGUGCCUGCCGAACCUUCGCUCCGAUUGUAAACAACCUGCGUUCAUGACGAAAUGUGGCCUAGCCUAUGCGGCAAUGUGCACUGUGUGUCCAACAAUUCAGUCCCCACUACGGAGUGACAGACGCCAGGAGCAAGGAUGUCAUACGGGAGAACAGACAGCUACCACCCGCAGCCGCGAGACUUCAGCAACCUCACCCAGACAUGCAGUGUCAACAUCCAGAAAAUCACACAGAACACUGUGCAGAUCAAAAACAUGCUGUACCAGAUGGGGACGAGACAAGAGACCCCAGAGCUGCAGGACAGACUCCAACAGGUACAGCACUACACCAACCAGCUGGCCAAAGAGACCAACAGACACCUGAAAGAUCUGGGCUCCCUGCCUCUCCCUCCCUCUGAACAGAGACAGCAGAAGAUCCAGAAGGACCGACUGAUGAAUGACUUCUCUGCAGCGCUCAACAACUUCCAGGCAGUCCAGCGACGGGUGGCUGAGAAGGAGAGGGAAUCAGUGGCCAGGGCCCGGUCCGGGUCCCGCCUCACGCAGGAAGAUGAGGGGAACGUCGAUGAACAACUUGUGACAUUUGAAAAAGAUGAUGAUGACUGGAGUCAGAGUCAGACCCAGCAGCUGGAGGAGCCAGAGGUCACAGAGGAGGACCUGGAGGUCAUCAAGGAGAGGGAGACCAACAUCAGGCAGCUAGAGUCUGACAUCAUGGAUGUAAACCAGAUCUUUAAGGACCUGGCAGUGAUGAUCCACGACCAGGGAGAGAUGAUCGACAGCAUUGAGGCUAAUGUGGAGAGUGCAGAGGUCCAUGUAGACAGAGGUACCGGACAGCUCCAAAGGGCCGCCAACUACCAGAGGAAGUCCCGUAAGAGGAUGUGUAUGCUGGCCAUGGUGGUGUCUCUGGUGGUCACCGUCCUGGCUAUCAUCAUCUGGCAGGCCAUCAAAUGAGAGGACAGGAAGAGUACCGGGGAAGGAUUUUAAUGGCACAUCGCACUGACAGCCAAGAAUGGCUUCCAAUGGAGCGUCUGAGUGAGUGAAUGUGUGUGUGCGGGUGUGCGUGCGUGCUGGUGUGCGUGCGUGCUUUCAAGCAAGAUAUAGACAGAAGCGUAAGGAAUAGAUUGUAUAAAUCCUCUUCCCCAUCUGUACAUAUUAUAUACUAACUGUUCUAACACAGCCCUGCACUUACUUCCAUGUCAGCCAUGCAAAUCAUCUCUGUCAUUAUUACAUACAUUACUGUGUUAGAAUAUGUCUGAUCUAAUGCAAUGCCGCACAAGUUUGUAUGUAUAUAAAUGCCAUGUGUACGGUUUGAUAUGGUUUA